AUGUCUUUUCAGGCCUUAGACGAAGAAUUUACUGCAGUAAAUUCAAUUUAUCCGUCUUGUUUUGUUCUUUUAGAUAAUAAUGCUAAAAUUUAUGUUCUUAGAACUCAUCAGAAACCAUAUACUAUUGUUCUUAAGUUUUCAGAAGCAUAUCCUCUUGAAAAACCAUAUAUUAUGCGAUCUAAGAAUAUCGAAAAAUCUAUUAUAGAAAAAAUUUUAGCAGAAAUUCCAUCUGGAAAUACUUGUAUUUUUGAGUUAAUAAGUUUCCUAGAAGAUUUGGAACUUACACAAAAAAAUUUUAAUAACAUAAAAGAGUAUAAAAUUAGUGUAAAUACUUCUAGUACUUUGGGAACUUCUUUUAAAGAAAAUGAAAAAAAAACAAUUUUUCAGGAUAAUAUACCAUGGGUCAUUUCAGAAAUAUUAACAUUAAAAAAAUCUAAAUUUAUUGGACGGAUGCUUAAAAUUAAAUCUUUAGAUAUGGUUCAUAGGGCUCUUGAAAGUUUACAACAUGAAAAAUCAUUAGCAAACGCAACACAUAAUAUCUGGGCAUAUAGAUUAAUAAAAGAGAAUGGAGAAAUUAUUUGUGAUAAUGAUGAUAAUGGAGAAAAAGGUGCAGGUUCAAAUUUAUCUUAUUUAUUAUCUUCUAUGGAUGUAAAGAAUGUCCUUUUAGUUGUAAGUAGAUGGUAUGGAGGAAUUAAUCUUGGUCCAGAUAGAUUUAAACUUAUUAAUUCUUGUGCAAAAGCUGCUCUAUUUCUUGGGAAUGCUAUUGAAGACUUUAAAAUAAAAAAAAAUAAAAAAAAAGUCUAA
Pneumocystis jirovecii RU7 is the source of this 804-nucleotide messenger RNA. RefSeq lists its product as uncharacterized. The coding region runs from base 1 to 804 and encodes 267 amino acids. Gene Ontology annotation, molecular function: protein binding. The transcript has 5 exons. Lineage: Eukaryota; Fungi; Ascomycota; Pneumocystomycetes; Pneumocystales; Pneumocystaceae. Gene Ontology annotation, biological process: regulation of translational initiation. The record is from RefSeq and is a predicted model, not a curated record. Gene Ontology annotation, cellular component: cytoplasm.